ACCGGCCGCACCACACCGCUGCUGUGUACAGAUCCCGCCGCACCGCAACUAGUGUUGGUGCGUCGGAGCACGCGCAGCCACGGCACCGUAGCACAGGUUAGCAGCGCCAGGAGGCUUCGGGCUUCGGGUUUCGGAUUUCGGGACGGUUGUCAUCAUCCCCGGCCCCACAGCAGUCCCCCGCCCAGCCGACACCUUGCAGCAGGAACGCACGUUGCAGCACGACACGACACCGAUGAGCCAGAGCCGAAGCGGGCGCAUGCACAGCGGGCAAAAAGGUCCUGCUGGCCUGCCGAACCGAAGCCAGUGCCGAACCGAAAACCUUCUCCCCCCACAAGCGACCGUGUGCUGUACCGGAAUGCUGUGUUGGCGCGCGCCAACCGACCAAACCUGCACACACAGCGCAAGGAGGCAAGGACUCCGAGCAACGCACACAGCCACACGAGCUCACGAGCAGGCACGAGCGGACGGCUCCGGUUCCAGGUUGACGCAGUCCGAGCUCGGCAGGCAUAAUUUAGUUAGCAUAAGACGGUCGGUAUGCAAUGAAAGUUCGUCCCUGAGGCCGGUUUCCCGGACGCGGUUGCUCUAGGCGCGCACACACACGGGGCUUCUGGUGGUGCUCGACGGUUUUUGUGUUGUUGGUGCGUGGUUUUUCGCCUCGCCUGUGUUGCCCGCCGUCCACCAGCAGUGUGUCCCCAGCGCACGGUGUCCACGGUGUGUACGUGCGUGUGUUGGUGUGAGGUGUGGAUGGGGGUUCGCUUAGCGGGGUGCGUGCAAGCUGCCAGGAUAUCGCUAGCGGUGGGGCCAUCAGGUGUGUGUGUCGGAAGUGCGGACGCGGAAUUCUAACGCGCGGCGGCAGGCUACCGUUACGUGUGCGGGAACUUCCAAUUUGCGGGAAUCCCCUGCCCAGAGGGUUGUUUGAGGGGAAUACACGAGAGUCCCCCACUGUAGAGACAGAUAAGCAGGUGAGUGUGUAGCCGGGUGCGUUGAAAAAAAAAGGGCCGAGAAGGACAUUAGGGCUUAGGUAGGUGCAGAUUGUGGUGUAGUGGGUGAGUGAAGUGUGCGCGCGGGAAUCAUUUCGAAACAGCAAACAACAUCCUCAGCAAUACAACAAUCAAACAAACUCAAAAAAAAAAACACUGUUCGCGAAACGCGCCAAGUCUGCAAGUCAACUUACAGCCGCGCCCCAACCCAAUUCGUCGAGGGAAAUUCGCCCCACGUUCGCCGGCGUCUGGGUGUGAGGGCGUCUUUUUCGGUGCCGUUUCGACCCCCCCCCCCCUCCGGAGCAGCGCACCCGAGGAUAGGCCAGGCUAUUCCUUCCUGGCGCAAAAGGUUAGCUGCUGAAAGGGGCUUCUGGCGAAAACAGCACAACCAUCGCAAAGCUUCCAGCGCCACGACACAAAACGAGCCUGCCGCAUCAAUCAAACCCGACGCAAUGCUUCCGUGCGGAACGUUCCAGUGCCGUAGUUCGCCCCGAAUGCGCCAACCAGCCAGCAUGCAACAUGCGUGACGCUCCCGCUACCAGGCGACGAACCCUUUGUUUUGCGGCGGCGGCGGCAGCAGCGAAUGCUUAAGAUGACUAGCGACGCGCACCGGACUUUCGGCAGCAGAGCGCUACAGGAACGGUUCGGUUAAGCAGGUUUGCCAUUCACUCAUCUUGCCGCUGCACCGCACCGUGCUGACGACGAUGCUGCGGGCGCUGAACGGUCAGCGGACGACGAGGUCGCGGCUAGCGGCCGUCACCGCGUCACCCUAUCCGAUCUUCUACCUGUUUCUGCUGCUGCGGGUUGGCGGCGGGGCGAAGGUGUCACCGGCGGCCGGCAGUGGGAGCCGCCAGCUGGAGCAGCGCUUCGCCAUGGAGCCGCAGGACCAGACCGCUAUCGUCGGGUCGCGCGUCACCCUGCCCUGCCGGGUGGUGAACAAGUCCGGCCAGCUGCAGUGGACCAAGGACGAUUUCGGGCUCGGGACGCACCGGAACCUGAGCGGCUUCGAGCGGUACACGAUGGUGGGCAGCGACGAGGAGGGCGACUUUUCGCUCGACAUCUCGCCCGUGAUGCUGGACGACGAUGCCAAGUACCAGUGUCAGGUGGGACCGGGCCGGGGCGGAACGCCGGGCAUUCGGUCGCGCUUUGCCAAGCUGACCGUGCUGGUGCCGCCGGAAGCGCCCAAGAUUGUGCAGGGCGACUUCAUGGUCACGACCGAGGACCGGGAGAUAGAGCUGGAGUGCGUGUCGGUCGGCGGCAAGCCGGCGGCCGAAAUUACCUGGAUCGACGGACUGGGCACCGUGCUGACGAGGGGCAUCGAGUACAUGAAGGAGCCGCUGCGCGACGCCCGCCGCUACACCGCCAAAUCGAUCCUGAAGCUGACGCCGAAGAAGGAGCACCACAACACGACGUUCACCUGCCAGGCGCAGAACACGGCCGACCGGACGUACCGGUCGGUGCGGCUGAAGCUGGAGGUGAAGUACGCGCCCAAGGUGAAGAUUGCCGUGAUCGGGGGCGCACUGAACGGGGGCCGCAUACUCGAGGGCACGGAGGUGCGGCUGUCGUGCCGGGCGGACGCUAACCCGCCCGACGUUACGUACCGCUGGUUCGUAGGCGAGGAGCUGUCGGACGGCAGUCACGCAUCCGAGUUGCUGAUAGCGAACAUCUCGCGCAAGUACCACGGCACCACGGUCCGGUGCGAGGUGCGCAAUGCGGUCGGGAAGAGCGAGGAAAGCGUCACGCUCGACAUAAGCUACGGGCCGAGCUUCCGGGCGCCGCCCCAGUCGGUCGAGGCGGACCCGGACACGACCGUCACGCUCGGCUGCGACGUGGACGGCAAUCCCGCACCGGACGUGCUGUGGAUACACGAGCCGUCCGACCAGGUCGUGUCGAGUGCGGCGAACGUAACGCUCGUCGUAACGCCGGCCACCGCCGGCCGGUACUACUGCAAGGCGAGCGUGCAGGGCUUCGCCGAGGUGGAGGCGGACGCGACGGUGUAUCUGCGCGGGCCGCCGGCCAUCAGCUCGCCGCGCCAGCAGUACGGAGCGGUGCACGACAGUGCGCAGCUCGAGUGUGUGGCCCUGUCGAUACCGAAGCCCCGGCACGUGCUGUGGUCGUUCAAUGGGCGCGAGAUCAACGUGAGCGCCGAGCCGAACGCGGCCGAGUACCGCGCACUGGACAGCCCGAUCCCGAACGGGGUGCGGUCGACGCUCAUCAUACACCACUGCCAGCGGGAACACUUCGGCCGGUACAACUGCACCGUUGUGAACGACUACGGUAUCGACUAUCUGGAAAUUGAGUUCGUCUCCAAAGAGCCAAACCUGCUGCCCGUGAUCGUGCUCGGCUCGCUCGGAGGCAUCACCAUACUGAUCAUUCUCGUCGUCAUUGCGAUCUGCCUGUGCAGCCGGCGUAACAGAAAGAAGCAUCUGCCGCCGGCCGAUGUCAUACCGAAGGUAAGAGUCCGCGCAAAUAGUCCUGUGCUCGAUCACCGAUACUCGGGAGACUUUUCCGACUCGCUGAGCCACCUGCAGUGCCCGAAGGUGGGUGGCCCGACCGGUACCGGCGGCAACAGCACCAGCAGCACCGGCAACAGCACCACCACCAACAACAACAACAACAACGGUUACGUCCCGUACGUCAACUACGCCCGGGACUACAGCCCGCCCACCCAGCACCUGAUGCAGUUUAAGGCGAGCAGCAGCAGCAACAGCAUCGGCAACGCGCUCACCGCCAAACCGCCGGCCCGGCCGCCGGCCAACGGUCAGCUGCCGACCGGCACGAUGACGCUCACGCGAAAGCGCACGCCCGCCGCCCCGCCGGACGCUGGCGGCGCCCUGCCCAGCAUCCAGAGCAGCGUAUCGUCCAUCCCGAACGGGUUAAUGAACCAUCCCAUGCUCGGUUGCCACCUCGGGCUGGACACGCGGUUCGGCGCCAACUACGGGACGCUGCACGGGCGCGGCCCCAGCCCGAUGCAGCUGCCCCCGCCGGCGACGGCCAAUCCGGCCGCGACGCCGGCCCCACCACCGUACAGCGCCACGCGCAACCAGAACUGUCUGCUCGGGCUGGGGCUGCCGCCGGCGGCGGCCGGCCCCACCACCGGCAACGGCACCAACUCGGCCGCCCUGCUAGCGACCGGCUCGAGCAGCCCGAGCUCGACCCAGUCCGGCUCGCUGUCGCUGGCCAGCUCGCAGCUCUCCCAGGCGCCAUCGAUCGCGGGCGGUACGGUCGGGAGAGAGCAGCAGCAGCAGCCCAACAGCCCUCCGGGACAGUUCAUUCUUCCUUCCAGCAACACCAUCAAACCGGGCGUACUGGCGACACACGUGUAAACCGAGCGAAAGAAAGAGAGAGAGAGAUCGGUCCCUCCUCUAAGCUGGAGCAGUGGGCAGGGGGGAGGGAACCGCAUAGAUACUUGUCAAUUCAGUUUUAAACACAUUUCCCCUCAAAAAAAAAACAAUUCUCCUUGAUAUAGUAGGGUAGCUAAUCCUCGUAUAAUCUAAGAACUGAGCUUUACUUACAUCGAUUAUCGACACAAUCGCGUCGAAGCAAACAAGCAAACACACACUCUCACACACACGCACGCAAAAAACAACACACAUACAAACUGCUAUUCUUUGCCGUCGCAUGCAAACGAGCGGUGGCGGGGAAUGUUUUUUUUUUCCACCCACUUGUAAGGCAGGAGCGGCUCUCAUUCAUCCAGCCACCCACAACGGGGAAGGACAAAUGGGACGUGGAAGACGAGCAA
Anopheles merus is the source of this 4722-nucleotide messenger RNA. Its product is annotated as irregular chiasm C-roughest protein-like. Bases 1685 to 4306 code for a protein of 873 amino acids. Gene Ontology annotation, cellular component: cell-cell junction. NCBI's taxonomy places the organism in Eukaryota, Metazoa, Arthropoda, Insecta, Diptera, Culicidae. Gene Ontology annotation, molecular function: cell adhesion molecule binding. The transcript is spliced from 11 exons. Gene Ontology annotation, biological process: cell-cell adhesion. The record is from RefSeq and is a predicted model, not a curated record.